This is a messenger RNA of Phaedon cochleariae (mustard beetle), 1263 nucleotides long. NCBI's taxonomy places the organism in Eukaryota, Metazoa, Arthropoda, Insecta, Coleoptera, Chrysomelidae. The record is from the annotation of a GenBank genome assembly.
ACUUUAUUUGAGGCGCCUCAUUUUAGUAAAGUGUGUGUCGUUGGUUGUCUCCAAUCUAGCAGCUAGAAUAUGGCUCCUGUAAAAAAUGGCAAGGACAAUCUGAGUGCCGUUUUGUACGGCAAGGAUGACAUGAAACUAGAACAAAGACCUAUUCCUGUUCCACGGGACAAUCAGGUCCUUCUUCAGAUGGAAGUCGUUGGAAUCUGCGGCUCUGAUGUCAGUUACUUGGCCAAAGGCGUAUGUGGUCCAUUCGUCGUCAAAGACCCUAUGGUUAUCGGCCACGAAGCUUCAGGAACUGUCGUUGAAUGCGGCAAAAACGUUAAGAAUCUCCAAGUUGGUGAUAGAGUGGCAAUUGAACCAGGUGUACCAUGUCGUAUCUGCCAGCUUUGCAAAUCUGGAUCUUACCAUCUGUGCCAGGACCUCUUUUUCUGUGCCACCCCUCCAGAUGAUGGCAACCUCUCCAGAUACUACUGUCAUGAUGCCGAUUUUUGUUGGAAGUUACCCGAUAACAUGGAUAUGGAGGAAGGAGCCAUAAUGGAGCCCCUCUCAGUCGGAGUCCACGCCUGCAAAAGGGCCAACAUCAAAAUCGGUGACGUAUGUUUGAUCACUGGUGCGGGGCCGAUAGGUCUCGUGACCCUAUUGGCUGCCAAAGCCAUGGGAGCCUCCAAAAUUGUCAUCACAGAUAUUCUCGAUGUUAAAUUGAAAAUGGCUAAACAGUUGGGAGCAGAUUACACCAUCAAAAUUGAUGGUAGCUUGACAGAAGACCAGAUUGUCAGCAAAGUUAUUGAGCUUCUUGGGCAAGAACCAAAUGCCUCUAUGGACUGUACAGGAGUUGAAGCUUGUGUCAGGAUAUGUGUCAAGUCUACUGGCUUAGCAGGAGUUGUGGUACUGGUGGGUUUGGGAAAACUUGAGAUGACUCUGCCCUUAGCCAAUGCUUUGAUCAAAGAAGUGGACGUCAGAGGAGUUUUCAGAUAUUGCAAUGAUUAUCCUACGGCAAUAGAGAUGGUACGAAGUGGACGAAUCAAUGUGAAACCUUUGGUGACACACAGAUAUCGUAUUGAGGACACUCUAAAAGCUUUCCAUACGGCUAGAACACAAGAAGGGGACCCAAUCAAAGUUUUGAUCUACUGCAAUCCCAACUGGAAACCAUCAUAGGCUUUACGAGUAACAAGAAUUAUUUUUUCGUUGAAAUUUUUACAGAGUUUAUGCAUUUAGAUCUAUGUUUUAUGUCUAUUUGAGUAAAAUAUGGAGAUAUUUGAAUCU